AUGUCCGAACUGAGCCUGGCGGUGCCCGUCAAACUUGACGCUUUCGUCUUCAAUCAAUCAGUAUGUGACGGCACCGACGCGUCCAGUGCCAAAAUCGCACCCAUCGGACAACCCAACUAUACAUUUCUGCGCAUGACCAACUACAUGGUGCAGCAUGAUGUCUUGGAUCCAGUUGAUCUGCACAAUUCGGCUCCGUCGACCAUCAAUUCCCGUUUCACAGACGUAGGCCGGAACAUCGUACGACAAAAUCGGGUCGGAGUCUAUCUGCACUGGAUGAUGCCACGGCCCUUUCGUGGAAGUACCGUCAACACCAAAUCAGCCCGACCCCAACAGCAUCAGAGGGAAAGGGCCAUGGGGAUCCAAAGGACGUCAAACGAGGAAAAUGAUGAGGGUGACCUCACCACGCCAAUAUUUCUCCAGGUCCCCAAUCGUUGGCUGAUCGUUCGGACUCUGGAUCCUGAUGCUCCCACCACACUCCCUCCAGGCACCAAAAUCGAGAAGACCCGGGCGUGGGUGGUUGAAAGUGACCGAACUCGCUCGAUUGACGACCUCGGCCAGGAGGUCGACUUGCAGGUCGACGUGUCACCGUUCUUGACCACCUUCGUGCGCAAGCACACUGACCCCAAGGAUAUCAGCGUCGACGAGCAAGCCGAAGUCUUCAUUGGGUCUUGCGAAGAUGCACAGAGCUGGAAAGAAAAGGACGCAGACCCGCUCAAUCCCCGAGUCGAGAUCACGGCGGCGAGCACGUCCAACCAGCUGUUCAUGGACUACCAAUACCACUGCGGCAAUGUAUUUUCCAUGGUGGACACCUUCGACUACAAAGACGCCGACGGCAAGGUUCGCCACCUCGAGGCUGCAUGCGCAAGCUAUUAUGUGAUUGGGUGGCAGAGUGACAAGGAGAAGGAUCUCUUGAACUUAGCUGCUGGAUUGAGUCGACAGGAGAGGAUCAACGCCUUGUCCAUGGCGUUAAAGUCCGAGACCGUGCCCGAUAGGGACAACGUGAAGAAGUGGCUGGAUUCUCAUGUAUCGACCCGGUCGGUUUUCCACGGUGCGCUCUACGAUGUCGAGUGGGCUGACAAAUGGGAUCUGGAGAAAAAGAAGAAGCCCAGAAUCCCUGCCGACGAGUUUGCACAGAAAUUUGUGCAAGGGAAGAAUAUCGCGGUCGGCACGACGCCAAUUGAUACCAUCCUCGCCCACGUCUCCAAGCACCACCAAGGGUCGGACCUCGAGGGCUUCAUCUCCAAACUCGACGCUUACUUGAGAGCUGAAGAUGAGACUGUCUCCGGCCAAGUCAUUGCAGCGGAUGAAGUUCAGAACUUGCAUUUCGCCCGCCUCGACGGGGGAGAUCGGUACACCCUCUCCGAGACAGACCUGAAAAAUCCCGCGAAAAUGCCCACGAAGGAUGAGCUCGGUCGCCUCAGAGACCUGAAUGCUCAGCAGCUCUGGUACGAUAGCAUGAUGCGGCGAGUCCAACAGCUUCGAUGGGGCCUCUUUGCCGUGUGGUGGAAGUACAUCUCCGACAUCGACAAUGAAAACGGCGGCCACAAUGACACGUACAAGGACCAAGCCAGUAAACUGAUGAAGAUAUAUCAACGGCUGGAAAAAAAAGCCGGGUGCAUCAAGAAGAUCAUCGACGAUGCCGGAGGUCCCCGGAGCAAGCAGUUUGUCACGCCCCCCCAGAAAGCCGUGCAAGGCAGUUUCUAUCAGCAGAAUGACCCCACGUUGCUCAUGGCGGGCUUGAUUAACGGCUGGCCGACGGACUUUAAAGAGAAGCUCGAAGUUCGACUCGAGAUGCAGAUCCAAUUUGACAGCCCCAGUGACGAUGAGACCAAGAAAAGGUUCCCUGUCGAGGUCAUACCAUGUGAGUCGAUUCGACGCACCGCCAUCAGACUGGUCAAGGAAUUUCUGGCGCUGGAUCCAAGAGCGAAGCAGCCUGCCGACAAGCUUCUGCCACUGUACCACGAUCUCCUGUAUCCCGAGGAAGUCGAGAGCCCCGACAACUAUUGGCGCGACCGGUGGUCAUCCCGACAACCGUGGUUUCCGCUGUUCAUCGAGUGGGAGGCGGACUACUACCACAUACGCUUUGACCGGUGGGGACUUAAGGAUCAUCCUUCGCCGGCCCAGCCCAGUGCCAAUCGUAUCGCGUACGGCCUCGUCGGGGACGUCACGCGGGAAUUCGCAGGCGACAAACGACGAAUCUCUGGGCGGACCUUGAUUCUGCCGCAGCCCAACUUUUCCCUGGACGUGCGUCUCGAGCGACUGUUCAAGACUAUCCCGAAGGACGAACUGGAGAAGAAGCUCAAGCCGGAUGAGCAGGCCAAGUUGAAAUGCGGCCUGAACAAGCUGGGCUUCCUCUCUUCGCCCUUGGCCGGGCUGAGCGACCACCUGGCCACGCGAUACAAUGGAACCCACGUCAAGCCGCUUGUCAGCGUGCCGGGUCAGAAGCCAGUCCCGCUCCGCGAGGCCCGAGAGGCGGCGAGCAAGAUCGGCAUCACGGAUGAAAUGCUCCAGACGAUCAACACGGAGAGCACGCCGACACCGUACGGAGCAUUGGUGGCACUGCCCAACAACGGCCUCCCCGGCUUCAAGCCCGUCACACACGGACAAAUGCGAUUCACCAAGUUGAACGUCGUGGACAAGUUCGGCCAGGUGGCGCACGCGACGGAUCCCUUGGUCGACGACGUGCCCCCGACGCCCCUGGCCCUGGGCGAGUACUACGCCACCACGCCGACAAAGGCGGGAAACCAGCCCAACGUGGUAAUCCCGCCCAAGGACAUGGCCAGCUACCACGACGAGUUCAUCCAGCUGCCGCCCAUGAUCAACCAGCCCGCGAGACUCAACGCCGAGUUCAUGAUCCCGCCCGCCACAGACGCCGGGAACUGGCGCCUGGCGGACUCGUGGGACAUCCCCGAACCAGCGCCCGAGUCUGAAUCCGGGGGCAUACCGCUGUGGGGGUGGGUGGUGGUCAACUUCCCAGACAACGGCCUGCAGUUCUUCCUGGCCGACGGAACCUUCUACCGCGAGGUCCGUAUCACCCAAGGCAGUCAGUCCACGCAGAAGUGGCUCCCCCUGCCUCCGCCCGCCACCAUCGCCCCGGACAGCACCACCCAGCUAGACUGGCUGAUCCGCAAGAUGACUGACGGAGGGGACGACGCAAAGGCGUACCUAGCGGAGUUCAUGGACAUGGUCACGAGCUCGGUCGAGCACCUGAGCGAAGCGCCGGAUGCGUACGGGCAGUUUCCGAACGCACUGGUCGGCAGGCCGCUGGCGCUCGUCUAUGCCGGGUGGUCGCUGGAGCUGGCGGCUGACUCGCGCAAGAACGAGUCGACGGCCGGCGGACAGCACCCGGACAAGCGGCUCCCGAUCGGCCUGCUCGAGGGCGACGGCGACCUGCGGUACCAGUUCCCGGUCAAGUUGGGCGAUAAGGACCGCCAGCACGACGGGCUGGUUGGGUACUUCGAGGCGCGCGACGACGUGAAGCGGCCCAAGCAGGGCCACGGCGACGACUUCGAGCUCACCAAGUGCUUCACCUACUACGGCCACAACCCGGCGCCCGUCUACGACGAGAAGAGUAAGCAGCUGCUCACCGACGUGUCGGCCAAGUAUCCCACCCUGCCGGCGACGUGGGUUGACCCAGACAAGGACGACGACGACGGUGGCACCCUCCAAGACGCGGCCCGACGGUACGAGGCGCGCCGGGCCGCCACGUUUGUGCGCUUUGCCGCGAUUAUCGACCCCUUCCUGCCCGUCAACGCCUACUCUAGUAUGCUGCCCAUCAAGUCGCUCAAACUGCCGACGUGGACGUGGGAGGCGGCGUUCAAGAAGAUGACGACCUUCUUCCACGCGGGCCCCGUCGUAGUCCUCGACGACGUGCCCUCCUUCGAUGCCGCCAAGCAGCUUACGGAGAGGUAUGAUUUGGCGGGCGCCGACGUCGCGUCUGCCAUUGCCAUGCCGGCCCUGCAGGUGGCGGAGUGGAAUUGGCUCCAGCCGUAUAGUGUGGCUGAGAAGGAUCACAAGCAGCAGCAGCAGCAGCCACCAUCAUUACCAGCAUUAUCAUUCUCCUCCUCGUCAUCAUUACCAUCAUCCCAUCUAAUUUCAAAGACUGAAGAUGAAGCUGGAGACGAAGAUGAGGACGAGGAAGAUUCGGAAGACUGGGACAGCACCUUCGGAGACGACGGGCCCCCCCAGCUCAAGUUCAAAACGUCGUACAUGCCACUGGGAGUCAAGAAGAUCGACGUCCAGCCCGUGUUCGCGAGAGGUCCGUACACCGCCAUCGAAGGAUACAUGCAGCUCCGAGGGCCGAUUGAGAAUAAACCGCCCGGGUAA
Molecule: messenger RNA, 4326 nt
Organism: Fonsecaea erecta
Lineage: Eukaryota; Fungi; Ascomycota; Eurotiomycetes; Chaetothyriales; Herpotrichiellaceae
Exons: 1
Coding region: 1-4326 (1441 amino acids)
Source: RefSeq, a predicted model, not a curated record